Molecule: messenger RNA, 3861 nt
Organism: Antechinus flavipes (yellow-footed antechinus)
Lineage: Eukaryota; Metazoa; Chordata; Mammalia; Dasyuromorphia; Dasyuridae
Gene: RNF182
Product: ring finger protein 182
Exons: 4
Coding region: 827-1570 (247 amino acids)
Source: RefSeq, a predicted model, not a curated record
AUGACUCCUGGGUCCCGGAUGGGGGUCUCCACGGCCCUGACUUCGCUGCAGACAGACUCUAUUCCAAAGGAGGCGGAAGAAGUGUAAAGCGGCCGUGGGACCCGAGGCCACUCGGGUGGGAGAAGGGAAGCGUGCUGGGGGGCGUGAGGGAGUACGGCCGGAGAGCGGGUGACGGCCGCACAGUGGGCCGCCGCGUCCCGGGCCCUCGAAGUCCCCCGGCAGCUUCAGCCAGCCGCCGGUUGUCAUGGUGACGGCUGGAUCGGCGGCUGCUCGCCGGAGUAACAAAGCCGCCUGCUUCUCCUCCUCUCCAGGGCUCCGCCUCCUGCCUCCACCUCCACCCCCCCAACCCCGGAUUGUCGCGGCUGGAGCAGGCACCAGGCUUGUAGGGCUUUAGCCGCGGCGUCCCCACGGCCACGGCCACGGCCACGGCCGUCUGAGCAAGGUCUAUGUGUUACUAGUUGGAAUAAUUCAUUAGCAGAAUUACUCAUUACUUGACAAAUCAGAGCACAGUUGGAUUUUGAAGGGGUGACUUGUAAAAGGCUACAUUUUCGGGCAUGCCAUUGAAGCACUGGUCAAACAAGGCCCUUGGUCAUUCACUGCUGGAAGUAGCAGUUUCAGGGACUCUUCUCCAUGGAGUGUUUCAAAAUAUCAGAAAUCUUCACAUUGCCUUUUUCCACCUAAGUCUGGGCAACAAAGACGUAUGCAGAAGCUGAGAAUGAACGUGCAAACCCAGUUCGAUUUGAAUGGUGUGAUGCUCUCAGGGAUCCCCUAAGUAUCCCUUAGAAAAGCCCUGCUGGUGGAGAAGACCACUGAAGACAGCCCAACGAUGACCAGCCAGCCUCCAGAGGAUGUUGCCGAGUCCCCCGUCUCUGACGAGCUCGAGUGCAAGAUCUGCUACAAUCGCUACAACCUGAGGCAGAGGAAACCCAAAGUCCUCGAAUGCUGUCACCGCGUUUGUGCCAAAUGCCUUUACAAGAUCAUCGACUUCGGAGAUUCCCCCCAGGGCGUCAUCGUGUGUCCUUUCUGCAGGUUUGAGACCUGCCUGCCUGACGACGAGGUUAACAGCCUCCCCGACGACAACAACAUCCUGGUGAACUUGACUUGUGGCGCAAAGGGGAAGAAAUGCCUGCCAGACAAUCCCACGGAGCUCUUGCUGACCCCCAAAAGGCUGGCCUCCCUGGUCAGUCCCUCCCACACUUCCUCCAACUGCCUGGUGAUCACCAUCAUGGAGGUCCAGAGAGAGAGCCCCCAGUCUCUGAGCUCGACCCCCGUGGUGGAGUUUUACAGACCCACCAGCUUUGACUCUGUGGCUACCGUGUCCCACAACUGGACAGUGUGGAACUGUACCUCUCUGCUCUUCCAGACAUCAAUCCGAGUCUUAGUUUGGUUGCUAGGGUUGCUAUAUUUCAGUUCCUUGCCCUUAGGGAUCUACUUACUGGUCUCAAAAAAAGUCACUCUUGGAGUUGUCUUUGUCAGCCUCGUCCCUUCGAGCCUUGUUAUUCUUAUGGUAUAUGGUUUUUGCCAGUGUGUAUGCCAUGAAUUUUUAGACUGUAUGUCAUCACCUUCCUAAGAGAUGCUACAAAAAUGAGCAAUUUGAUAUGCUUUGCCAUGUUUGUAGUUUAGAUCAUUUAAAUUUUAUUUUAUUUUAUUUUUAGUGUUCUUAUUUAUGAUGUUUCUAAUAUUAAUUGGCACGUUAAUUACAUUUUUAAUGGUCUGUUUUCCUCAUCAAUCUGUAGCCUUUGUUUUACUUGGUUUUUUUUUUUUUUUGGACACUGAUAAUACCAUUUGAUACUUCACCUUGGGGGUUAGGCUUUAGGAAAGAAGCAGAUGUGCUCAAGUUAAGCCUUCUUGGAGCUUCAAGGAACGGAGGAGUACAUUGUGUAGCAGCAGAGAUUUUACUAUAAAAGUUGUUACAGGACACCUAAUAGAAGUGGAAUAGCAGUAGAGAUUUUUUGCUAUAAGUUAGUGAUGAACUGGCUUCCCUUUGCAUAAUCUUCACUGUGAUGUUUAUGUAACGAGGGCAUAAGUUAGUCUGCUUUUAAGGUGUACAUUCCCCAUUGACAUUUCUGUGGCUGCCUUCCUUUGACUCACCCAUUCUCCUUGUAUUUCUUUUCUCUUAAUAUCACCCUCUAUUAUUUAAUGUGCAAUUCGAGGCAUCUGUCUGCUCUGCACAUUUUUCCUGUUCCUAAAAGCCCCCAGCUUCAUUUUGCUGACCUGCUCUCUGCUAUUGCAGAAUUCUUUUUGAAAACAGUGAGAAAUUUGAACCAUAGGAGAAUUGGUCAUUUGUUCUGAAGGCACUAUUAGUCCCCGGAUUUUGUGAACCUCCACUCUUUUGUGAGAAGUACUAGAGGCUGUUUUGUUUGUUUGUUUUUUGCUUCGGUAUGUUUGAUCUCUUAUCCCAUUACUCCUUCAACCUCUACUCCCCUUCAUGAGAAAAAUAGGUCUCCUUUUCUAUUGAUUCCUAUAAGGUAAGGAGAAAGGGUGAUUUAUCAAACAAAAUUUGGAUCUUCUUGCCUUCCUUUCCUCAUGCCCUACCAUUCUCAUUUCACAAGACACUGACUUAAUUGAUUUAAUUUUCAGCCUUUGGAGAUGGAGGAUGAAAAGAUCCUUCUCAUAGUAAAGAGUUGAGAACAUGUAUGUUUGUUUUGCUAUACUGAAUAGCAAUAAAAAUAUGAAGGCUUUAGGUUUCUGUCCACAAAUGCUGUGUCAUCUGUGGGUAGGUAGGGGGGAAGGAGCAAACAAUAUGCAGAGCUAAAGCCUUUGCUAGUGAUACACCCAAAGGAACUCAAGCAAUGCUCAUGAAGCUGAAGGAAAUUGUCUGUGACUGCAUUGAUUGCUGUCUCUGAUGGUCUAAAAUUAGAGCAGUCUAAUUUAUAAAGUGGGGUCGAGUUCUUAUGCACAUUAUUUCAGUGAAAGACAGGGUUAAUAUGACUUGAUUGAAGGGACCAUUUUCCUUAAGGUAGGGGAAGCUGAUUUUAUAUUUCUGAGAAGAAUUCUUUAGCUGAUUUUAGGUUUUAAAGUGUACUAUGUCAACUGGAACUAGGUGUACCCAAUGGAAAAAAGAAACCUUUUUAAAACCCCUUGAUUAGUAUAUAACCAUGUUUUUGGUUUUUAUUUUAUUUGAAGGAGUAUUAUUAAGAUACUAGUUAUUCUAGUUUGUGAUGAAAUAUUUGUUGUGAGGUGGUAGCUAGAGUGGGCCCUAUUUCGAUUUCUAUAGUCAACAAAAAUGGUUAUUUCCAGAAUAGCUGUAUCAUUUAAUUAUAUAAUUGUUAACUUUCAGAAUAUUUAUGCCAAGCUCAAUUUGGCCAGAAAGAACAUGUGGAAUCUGGCCUAAUGAAUUUAUCAUGAGGUAUAUAUAUAGCUAAAUAAAUUUAUGAAUCCAUAAAAUCUAGUUUAGAUAAGAGUUCAAUGUGAGUGCAACUCCCCAGAAAACUAUCUGUUCCUGAAGUGAAUGUUAUGUUUAGAAGAUGUUACAUUGGGGUUUGCAUAUUUGUAAGGGUUUUAAAAAAAAUGUUUAUUGGUCUGAAGUGUAACAUCUAGUAGUUAGGUGGCGUAAUACAUUGAUGAGAUUUUAGAAAGUUUGGAAAUUUGAAUUAUGUGUUUAGCUUCUUUGUGUAAAUAAUGUGUCUGUAGUGCUCAAUUUAUGUAUCCUUAUGCAAAAUGGUGGUCUUUUUUUUUUUAAGUUACCAGUGAAUUAACUUUGGUUCAGAAAUAAAUCUUACCAAUACCUUUAAAAUCUGUUAAAUGGAUAACAAUAAUAACUUUUCCAUGUUGUUAAAUGAAAAAGAAAGGACAAUGCUUCAAUAUUACGAUCACUGUGAUACAGUUUUGUUUUGUCAUUAAAUCAUUAUUAUUCCCAAA